UACAUAAAUGAUGGAGUAUCAGAGACACAUGGAGCCCAGUGCUCACCAGCAGCCUCAACCCCAGGGCGCCCAGUGGGCCCCCCAGUACGGCUGGGGGCCCCCUGCGCCCACUGUGGCGGCGCCCGUACAAAGAAAUAAGAGGAGUCAUUCUGAAAGUGAGGAUGAUGCCUUCUCAGAAGAAAGCAGUAAAGAUGCGACGUCACCAGGCGGCGACUCCUGCCAGCUGAUGACACGCAAGAGACGACGCGGCGUUAUAGAGAAGAAGAGAAGAGAUAGAAUCAACACGUCGCUGACUGAGCUCAAGAGGCUGGUGCCGGCGGCGUGCGAGAAGCAAGGCAGCGCCAAGCUGGAGAAGGCGGAGAUCCUGCAGCUCACUGUCGACCAUCUCAAGAUGCUGCAUGCUAAAGGUUUGGACACCUAUGCAUACGACCCUCAACGCUACGCCAUGGACUACCACAGCAUUGGCUUCAGGGAAUGCGCCGCUGAAGUGGCCAGAUACCUGGUCAGCUGCGAAGGCCUGGACAUCCAAGACCCAUUGCGCCUACGCCUCAUGAGCCACUUGCAAUGCUUCGCGGCGCAGAGGGAGCUAGCGUCCAAGUCCAACUGGGGGUACCCCCAGUACCCCGCUGUACCCCAACCCCAAAUACCCCAACCACAACACGGUUAUGCAGAACUAAGGGAUGCCCCCGUUUCCACUGCAGUGACGACAGUUCCUUCGAUAGCAGCGCCUUUAUCAGCAGCUCCUAGUUACACCCAUUACCCCCCAGCGCCUCCAGCACCUCCAGGGCCCUCAGCACCUCCCGGUCACCCCGCCCCACCAGGUCCACACUACCCAGCUCCGUAUCCUCACCAUCCACCUCAUCAUCAGUACUCGCAGAACAGUUCCAAACCAUAUAGACCUUGGGGUGCUGAGUUAGCGUAUUAAUUAAGUCAAGAGUUUUGAUUAUUCUGUUAGUAGAAAUUAUAGGUAGUAGCCGCGAAUAAAAACAUAAUACUUACAUCCAUGACAUUUAAAAUUAGAACUUCGGAGAAGUUUUCAUUUUUCUAAAGAAUUAACUAUAAAAAAAAAGUAAAAUAUGACAACAAAUGAAAAGGGCAACUUUGAAGUUACGCUUGCAAGAAAAAUUUCGUUGCGGCGCCUUGCAUUUCG
Messenger RNA from Maniola jurtina (meadow brown), 1150 nucleotides. RefSeq names its product hairy/enhancer-of-split related with YRPW motif protein (gene Hey). Gene Ontology annotation, cellular component: nucleus. Gene Ontology annotation, molecular function: protein dimerization activity; RNA polymerase II cis-regulatory region sequence-specific DNA binding; DNA-binding transcription factor activity, RNA polymerase II-specific. Gene Ontology annotation, biological process: anterior/posterior pattern specification; regulation of neurogenesis; regulation of transcription by RNA polymerase II. The transcript has 3 exons. NCBI's taxonomy places the organism in Eukaryota, Metazoa, Arthropoda, Insecta, Lepidoptera, Nymphalidae. Bases 8 to 925 code for a protein of 305 amino acids. The record is from RefSeq and is a predicted model, not a curated record.